Eucalyptus grandis is the source of this 1778-nucleotide messenger RNA. RefSeq names its product 15-cis-zeta-carotene isomerase, chloroplastic. NCBI's taxonomy places the organism in Eukaryota, Viridiplantae, Streptophyta, Magnoliopsida, Myrtales, Myrtaceae. Gene Ontology annotation, cellular component: chloroplast. Gene Ontology annotation, molecular function: 9,15,9'-tri-cis-zeta-carotene isomerase activity. Gene Ontology annotation, biological process: carotene biosynthetic process. The transcript has 4 exons. The record is from RefSeq and is a predicted model, not a curated record. Bases 325 to 1431 code for a protein of 368 amino acids.
AUUGGGUAAGUGCUUCGGACGCGUCGCACGAAACCAUUUCCAGUUCCUUGCGCAAAUGCAACAAUCCCAUUUUGUGCAUUUUGUUCUUUUGCCUCCACACAACCGAACAAAACUCCAAAAUCCUCCACCCAACAGCAUCCCACCUCCAGGCUCCCCUCCAAGAUUCUUCGGCUUCCGCUAGAACUCCACUCGCCAUCCUCUGAUGUCUCCGUCCUCGCCGAUGCAGCUAUAAUUCAGCUCCCUUCAGUUUCGUUCGCUCGCGCAGUCCUCCCUCGAUUCUGGGAUUGUGGCGUUGGGGAGUGUCGGCGUCGGCGAGUGACAGAGAUGUCGAGUUCCAUCGUGCUGUCGAACCCGAUUUCGCACAAGACGCCUCCUUUCCGCUCCGCCCCUCGUCUGCUUCCCAAAACAAGCCGACCCACCAGCUCAAGAUUCCUCCUCGCCCCGCCGGCUCCGUCGAAAGUGUCCCGACUUUCCCGGGAAGUUUUUGUUCGGACUUCUAUCCGGGACAACGACGCGAAGGAGACUUCUUCUUCUUCUUCGGGCUUGCCUUUGGUUGGGGAGGACUCGGCGGUGUUCGAAAUGGAAGCGCAGAAGAUCGUCUCGUGGGUGUACUUCUCGGUGAUUCUGGGAGUUGUUCUGUUCAUUCUGAAGGUGGCCUGGCUUGAUGAGUCUCCUUCAGGGUUGGGACUUGGCAAGGCCUUCAUCGACUCUGUUUCUGGGCUCUCGGAUAGCCCCGAGGUUGUAAUGCUAUUGCUCACUAUCAUUUUUGCCGUGGUGCAUAGCGGAUUGGCUAGUCUAAGGGAUGCUGGAGAAAAAGUCAUAGGUGAGCGGGCUUACCGGGUGUUGUUUGCAGGCACAUCUCUUCCCUUGGCUGUUAGCACUGUGGUUUACUUCAUCAAUCAUAGAUACGAUGGAGUACAGUUAUGGCAGCUCCAGGGUGCUCCUGGAGUACAUCAACUUGUGUGGCUCACAAAUUUUGUCUCCUUUUUCUUCCUCUAUCCUUCUACCUUUAACCUACUAGAGGUGGCAGCGGUUGAUAAACCCAAGAUGCAUCUUUGGGAGACAGGAAUCAUGCGAAUCACCAGGCACCCACAGAUGGUUGGGCAGGUCAUGUGGUGCCUGGCUCACACGUUAUGGAUCGGCAACUCCGUCACCUUGGCCGCAUCGGCCGGCUUAAUCGGACAUCAUCUCUUUGGUGCUUGGAACGGAGAUAGAAGACUAGCCAUCAGAUACGGAGAGGCUUUCGAUGCUGUGAAGAGCCGGACAAGCACCGUUCCAUUCGCGGCAAUUAUUGAAGGCCGUCAGAAGUUGCCGAAAGAUUACUACAAGGAGUUCCUCCGAUUGCCAUACCUAUCGAUUACGGCAUUGACUUUGUUUGCCUAUUUUGCGCACCCCCUAAUGCAAGCAGGAAGCUUUGGACUGCAUUGGUAGCAUGAACUGUACUUAUCAUCUGGAGAGCCAAUGUUGUACAUAUCGGUUGCCUUUGUCCAAGGGUGGAAUGAACACAUUGCCAGGAAGCGGAUCCCUCAAAAGAUAACAAAUCCAAAAGAAGAUAGUUUUUUACUGUGACAGAAAAAACAGGAGUAAGAGAAUGUGAUGAUUUGUUCGAGCAGAUUAGGUCAUGUGCAAUGAUAAUAGAGAUCGAUUUGCAUGCAGUAUGAUUUACAUCAGAUGCUAAAAAUUUCGCUCGUCUAUUCUGUCGUGCUUGCAAGUUGAUUUUUCUCACGAUUCAAUGAUCAUUUAUUGUGAGGUUUUCCGAAUGAAGAUGUAUUUUUUUA